Hevea brasiliensis (rubber tree) is the source of this 811-nucleotide messenger RNA. RefSeq names its product pathogenesis-related genes transcriptional activator PTI5-like. The coding region runs from base 137 to 622 and encodes 161 amino acids. The transcript has a single exon. Lineage: Eukaryota; Viridiplantae; Streptophyta; Magnoliopsida; Malpighiales; Euphorbiaceae. Gene Ontology annotation, molecular function: DNA binding; DNA-binding transcription factor activity. Gene Ontology annotation, biological process: regulation of DNA-templated transcription; ethylene-activated signaling pathway. The record is from RefSeq and is a predicted model, not a curated record.
CAAAUAAAAUUCCAAGAAAUCCUCAUCAACCUCUCUUAUAUAUUCUAAAGUUUAUAUGCAAAUCUUGAAACCCCUUUUCCACAAACUUCAUUUCCUUUAGGCUUACCACAGGCCAUAGAUUAAAGAAUCAAAAACCAUGGUUUUAACCUUUCAAAGUGAGCUUCCAUUCAAUGAGAAUGACUCACAAGACAUGUUCAUAUAUCAAAUGAUAAACGAAGUCACAGCACCCAAUAGUUCAUGCAUGCCGCCAAGAAGCCAAAUCAACACAUCAAACAUGUUCCAACCAGCGAAGACCAUUGCCAAGAAGCACUAUAGGGGUGUGAGGCAUCGUCCUUGGGGCAAAUACGCAGCCGAAAUUCGAGACUCCGCAAGACAUGGUGCUCGUGUAUGGCUAGGCACGUUCGAGACGGCAGAGGAGGCUGCUUUAGCUUAUGAUAGGGCGGCUUUUAGAAUGCGCGGCUCCAAGGCCCUCUUCAAUUUCCCAUUGGAAGUGGUGGCAGCUGCAACAAACCCACAUAAACUUAAGCCAAAUUCCAGUAGAAAUAACUUGGAAGAGAUUAUUGGCUCUAGCACUGGGACAUCACAAUCGGAGUCGGAGAGCAGCACAACGGGGAGGUCCUGAGAUGUGGGAUCUGACAUUUUGCUUAGAAUUUGUUGAUGAGAUGGUCUUUGUCUGCACAAGGAAACAUCAAAAUCCUAUCAUGUUAUUAUGCUACGUUUAAAAUAUUUUUGUGCUCGUUUCGGUACUUGACGAGGAAAUUUUUACUAGGACAUCAUGAAUUUAAAAUAUAAAUAUAUAUUUAAUAAAUAA